Molecule: messenger RNA, 3862 nt
Organism: Populus euphratica (Euphrates poplar)
Lineage: Eukaryota; Viridiplantae; Streptophyta; Magnoliopsida; Malpighiales; Salicaceae
Product: squamosa promoter-binding-like protein 1
Exons: 11
Coding region: 673-3687 (1004 amino acids)
Cellular component (GO): nucleus
Molecular function (GO): DNA binding
Source: RefSeq, a predicted model, not a curated record
CGGGGAGCGCGAGAUAGACACGCGGGGUGAGAAGGGACCCACCAUUUUGGUGUUGUUGGAUGGUACUGUUGCUGUCUCUCUCUCCCCCUCUAAUUCUACAUUACUUUUUUUUACUUUCAUGUCCAGGUAAAUAAAAGCACUAAAGAUUGUUGAUUGCUUCUAUCUUUCUAUGUACUAUACCUCUCACCUUGCCAUUUCCACAUCUCUUCCACAUCAUCAUCGUCAUCAUUACACCAACUUUUCGCUCACUUGACAUCACUUUCCGGCAACAAGUCCGAUCUCUUUUCCUUCUCUUUAGAUAGGUUUAUUAAAUUACUUCCUGGCAAGUUAAGUCUUUUUUUGCUUACUUUUCUUUAUAUGAUUGAUUCAACUGAGGAAAUUCUAGAGCUGGAAGUCGGCUAAGGGUUUUUGGUUUUUUGUUAAGUGGGUUUUGGAGGGAUAGGUAGUUUGAUUAAAGGGUAAUCUGGUAUGUGGGUUGCGGUUAACUGGAAUCAUGGGUGUGUGGGUGUGGUUUUUUUGUACUUUUGGGGAAGAAGCGACGCUGAUUAGGUGUGAUUUUAAUCUAAAGCUUUCGUCUUUUUCGGUUUAGUUUUUCUGGGGUUUUGCUGUUUUUCUUUUUAGUUCUCAUUGUUGGUUCAGUUUGUGAAAUUUUGGAUCUUUUGGGUACUCGUUAUGGAGGCUAGAUUUGGAGGUGAAGCUCAUCAUUUCUAUGCUACUCCCCCCUCCGAUAUGCGGACAGUAGGGAAGAGAGGUUUAGAAUGGGAUUUGAAUGAUUGGAAAUGGGAUGGCGAUCUUUUUAUUGCAAGCCCUUUGAAUCCGGUACCACCAGCCGGUAUCAGUAGGCAGUUUUCCUCUCUUGGGGCCGGGACAGGAAUUCUGGCCACCGGUAAUUCGUCCAACAGUUCAUCCUCAUGCUCCGAUGAAGUGAAUCUGGGAGCUGAGAAAGGAAAGAGAGAAUUGGAGAAAAGGAGAAGGGUUGUUGUCAUUGAUGAUGACAAUUUGAACGAUCAAGAAACUGGUGGCCUUAGUUUGAAGCUUGGUGGUGAAAUGGAUGCAGGGAAUUGGGAGGGAAGCAUCGGAAAGAAGACUAAAUUAGCUGGGAGUGGCUUGAGCCGUGCAGUUUGUCAGGUGGAGGAUUGUGGGGUUGAUCUGAGCAAUGCCAAGGACUAUCACAGGCGGCAUAAGGUUUGCGAGAUGCAUUCCAAGGCUAGCAAAGCUCUCGUGGGAAAUGCUAUGCAGCGUUUCUGUCAGCAGUGCAGCAGGUUUCAUGUCCUUCAAGAGUUCGAUGAAGGAAAGAGAAGUUGUCGUAGACGUCUGGCUGGCCAUAAUAAACGGAGGAGGAAGACAAAUCCUGAUGCUGUUGGCAAUGGAAGUUCGAUGAAUGAUGAUCAGACCAGUGGCUAUCUGUUGAUAAGUCUCUUGAAGAUACUCUCAAACAUGCAUUCCAAUAGGUCAGACCAGACAACUGAUCAGGAUCUGUUAUCUCAUCUUUUAAGGAGCCUUGCAAGCCAUGACGUUGAACAUAGAGGAAGAAACAUCUUUGGGCAAUUGCAGGAACCUCGAGAUAUGAGCACAUCAUUUGGAAACUCAGCGGUAGAUUCAACUUUACUCUCAAAUGGUGAAGGACCCUCAAAGCCUUUAAAACAGCAUCCGACAGUACCUAUGUCUGGUAUGCCGCAACAAGUUAAGCAUUUGCAUGAUGCUAAUGGUGCAAACAUACAGACCGCAUCUUCCUUGAAACCUAGCAUUCCAAACAACUUUGCAACGUAUUCAGAAGUUCGAGAGAGUACUGCAGGACAGGUCAAGAUGAACAACUUUGAUUUGAAUGACAUUUAUAUUGACUCAGAUGAAGGCACUGAAGAUAUAGAGAGAUCACCUGCUCCUGUGAAUGCAAGGACUAGCUCCCUUGAUUGCCCUUCAUGGGUACAACAAGACUCCCAUCAGUCAAGUCCUCCUCAGACCAGCAGAAAUUCAGAUUCAGCUUCCGCACAGUCACCUUCUAGUUCCAGUGGAGAAGCUCAGAGCCGCACAGAUCGAAUAGUUUUUAAAUUAUUUGGGAAAGAACCAAAUGAUUGUCCUUUUCUCCUGCGUUCCCAGAUUCUGGACUGGCUAUCUCACAGUCCCACUGAUAUUGAAAGCUAUAUUAGGCCUGGCUGCAUCAUUCUGACCAUUUAUCUUCGUCAGGCUGAGGCUGCGUGGACUGAACUUUGCUGUGAUCUUGGCUCCAGUUUGAGCAGGCUUCUGGAUGCAUCGGACAAUACUUUCUGGAGAACUGGAUGGGUCUACAUUAGGGUGCAACAUCAGAUAGCAUUUGUUUAUAAUGGUCAGGUUGUUGUUGAUACAUCCUUACCUCUCAGAAGCAACAACUAUAGCAAAAUUUUAAGUGUCAAGCCAAUUGCCAUAUCUGCAUCUGAGAAAGUUAAAUUUUUUAUUAAGGGCUUCAACUUGUCUCGGCCUGCCACAAGAUUACUCUGUGCGGUAGAAGGAAACUAUAUGGUUCAAGAUAAUGCUCAGGAGUUGAUGGAUGAUGUUGGUAGCUUCAAAGGUCAUGAUGAGUUCCAAUGUGUGAACUUAUCUUGCUCUAUCCCAACAUUGACUGGAAGAGGAUUCAUUGAGAUUGAAGAUCAUGGCUUUAGCAGCAGCUUCUUUCCCUUUUUAGUUGCAGAGGAAGAUGUAUGUUCAGAGAUUCGCAUGCUUGAGAGUGCAUUGGAGUUUACUGAAACAGAUGCGGAUCUGGGGGAAACUGAAAAAAUGGAAGCCAAAAAUCAAGCGAUGGACUUCAUUCAUGAAAUGGGCUGGCUUCUUCACAGAAGCCAGCUAAAGUCUAGAUUGGGCCACUUGAAUCCUAGCAUGGAUCUCUUCCCUUUAAGAAGAUUCAAUUGGCUCAUGGAGUUCUCCAUGGACCAUGGAUGGUGUGCUGUUGUGAGAAAACUCUUGAACAUACUGCACGACGGAAUUGUUUGUACUGGAGACCAGUUGUCUCUGAAUGAAGCAUUAUCAGAAAUGGGUCUUCUUCACAGAGCGGUGAGGAGGAAUUCUAGGUCUCUUGUGGAGCUCCUAUUAAGAUAUGUUCCUGAUAAAUUUGGAGCCAAAGACAAGGCAAUGGAUGGUGGAAGCCAUGAGAGCGUUUUGUUUAGGCCAGAUGUCAUAGGCCCUGCUGGUUUGACACCUCUUCACAUUGCAGCUGGUAAAGAUGGUUCUGAAGAUGUACUGGAUGCAUUAACUGAAGAUCCUGGAAUGGUGGGUAUUGUAGCAUGGAAGAAUGCCCGUGACAGCACAGGCUUCUCACCUGAAGAUUAUGCUCGCUUGCGUGGUCACUACUCGUACAUCCACCUGGUACAAAAGAAAAGUAAGAGACAAGUUGUUGGGCAUGUGGUGCUUGACAUCCCUAGCAAUCUUUCAAGCAGUAACAUUACCAAUAACGAGAAGCAAAAUGAAGGGUUGACCAGUGGCUUUGAGAUUGGACAUACAGAAUUGAGACCCAUUCAGCGCAACUGCAAGCUUUGCAGUCAGAAGUUGGUUUAUGGAACAGCCAGCAGGUCUCAGCUGUACAGGCCUGCAAUGUUCUCAAUGGUGGCAAUUGCUGCGGUUUGUGUCUGUGUGGCUCUUUUAUUCAAGAGUUGUCCUGAGGUGCUGUAUGUGUUCCGUCCAUUCAGGUGGGAAUUGUUAGACUACGGAACAAGCUGAGACCCGUUAAUGCUCAUUGUAAUGACAAAUGAAUAGGUGUCUGUAUUAUUUUGUAUGCAUCUAGACUGUAAAGUUGAGAUUACCUGUAUAACCAUCGACUUGGACAUGCACAGUUAAGAUUCAGUUAUGUUAUUGACAUAUUUAUACCAUCAACGUCAACUUUCAGCAGUAAUUA